Sungouiella intermedia is the source of this 1911-nucleotide messenger RNA. NCBI's taxonomy places the organism in Eukaryota, Fungi, Ascomycota, Pichiomycetes, Serinales, Metschnikowiaceae. The record is from the annotation of a GenBank genome assembly.
AUGUACAAAUCUCAUCUUCAAACCUCCACAUUCAAGAGUUUUUCCUCCAAAAUGUCUACACUCGCCAAGUUGCCGAAACUGUCGAGCUUCACGGCAUCUUUGACGCCUGACUUUGCCAUUGGUUCCGAAAAAGUGGCGUUUGCCAACGAGAAAAACAUCAUCAGAACCCCAAGAAUCCUCCAGCUGGGUUCCUUCUCUUGGUCGUUACCUGAACAGAGAAAGGAGUACUUAUAUGUGACCACGAGCGGUCAGGCGCUUCGUGAUCUUGGACUAGAUGCUUCGGAACCUGAAAACCCAGAGUUCCGUGCCAUUGUCAGUGGUCAAGCGUACCACAAUGACAAAUUCAGAGAUUCGGGUCUUCCCUUCCCUUACGCCCAAGCAUACGCCGGAUGGCAGUUUGGCCAGUUUGCUGGCCAGUUGGGAGACGGAAGAGUACACGAUUUGUUUGAGGUUCCGAAACCUGUGGGGUCCGAACUGCCCUCUACUCCUCUCAACCGAAAGGUUUAUGAGGUUCAGUUGAAAGGAUCUGGUAAAACACCGUUUUCUCGGUUUGCCGACGGCAAAGCCGUGAUCCGUUCUUCUAUUCGUGAAUACAUCAUCUCUGAGCACUUGAACAGCAUCGGAAUCCCCACCACCCGUGCUUUAUCGUUGACAUAUCUCCCCAAAACCUAUGCUCAGCGUCACGCAGCAGAAAAGUGUGCUAUUGUGUCGAGGUUUGCAGAGCUGUGGGUCAGAUUAGGCACGUUCGACUUGUACAGAUGGAGAAGUGAUAGCGUGGGAAUCAGGGCACUUUCUGAUUACGUGAUCAACGAGCUUUUCACCAUCGACAUCAACGGAACAAAGGGGCAGUUCCCUUACCUCAUCAAAUUAUUGGAAAUCAAAUCUGACUUCUUCGAUGAUGCAAAGUCCAGUUUGGGCAAACUUACAGAUUACGAUAAAAUGUAUUUGGAGAUCAUUAUACGUAAUGCAUCCACAACUGCAAUGUGGCAGUGCUACGGCUUCCUUAAUGGAGUUUUGAAUACGGACAACACAUCUGUGCUCGGACUCUCUAUGGACUUUGGACCUUUUUCGAUUAUGGAUAGGUACAAUCCCAAUUACACCCCUAACUCGGAAGACCACCAAGGGCGAUACAGCUACGCCAACACACCCACGGCCAUUUGGUGGAAUUUGACCCGUUUGGGAGAGGAUUUGGCUCAGCUCAUUGGUGCUGGAACAGAUUUGAUUGACUUGCCUGCUUACAAGGCGGGCCAGUUACCUCAAGAACACGAAGAAAGGGUCGUCAAGAGAGCCAUCAAGCUAAUUGAGGUAGGUGGAGAGAUGUAUAAGUAUGCAUUCACCAAACAAUACGUUGAAACCUUCUUUAACCGUCUUGGAUUGCUGAAGCUGUUGAUUAACUACCAGGAUCCGGAUGUGCAGAACACUGAGUUGAUUGCCCCUAUGCUAGAUGUGCUCAAGAAGGUACAAUGUGACUUCAACAAGUUUUUCCUUUCAUUGCAAGAAGCAGAUGUCACGCUGGUCAACUUUAAAGACAAGGAGUUUGCCAAGUCUAUUCUUUUGGAAGAGAUUCCUGCUCAUGAAGCCUACAACACAGAAGAGAUCAUGGAUGUAGUUGUCGAGUGGUUGCAGGUAUUCAAAGACUAUGCUCAAAGAGGAGGUCAGAGCUUAGAACUUAGUUCCAAGUACAAUCCCAAAUUUCUUCCCAGAAACUGGAUUCUCGAUGAGGUGAUCCAGAAGGCUGAGGAAAGUGGAUGCGCAGAUCUUGAAUAUCUUCAUAAGCUUGAAAAGAUGGCAUUCAAUCCAUACGAGCCAUCCAAAUGGGGAGACGAAUUGAAGGAUCUUGAGCAGAAAUGGCUUCUCCAGAGUGACAUUGGCGAGGCGAAGUCCAUGUUGCAAUGCAGCUGUUCCUCAUAA